AUGGCGAUGACGUGGGUUUCGAUGCCUGACGUGCAGCACGUCAAGAAAUUCUUCCGGAAGAUCAUCUACGAGGAAGACGUUGACUACGACCAAUUCGAGUCAAAGUUGGUCUGAUUUCAAAGUAUUAAGUUGGGUCCUCAAACUUUUAGCAGUGAACUAUUUUUUUUUCUCCCAUGGGAAAAGAAAAUAGUAGAUGAAGAUGACUAGUAUCGCUUACUCUUCUAAUUCUUGUUCAAUGAAGAAUAAAAUGCUUUAUAAAGAUACUUUGUAGGAUCGAUGGAUCAGACAUUGUUACUUUCCGAGAAAACGACAAGGCUUUCCGCUUAUUUGGGACCAAUGUUCAUGUCAAGGUUGCCUUGAUCUUUCAGAACCUUAUCAUAUUUCGAAUCUCCAGAUUGGCUCCUACAUUGCCUGUGGAAUCGGUUUCAUUAUCACCUUGCUUUUUUGCAUAUCCUACACAUUUUUCCACACCCGAGGCCUUGGCCGCAACCCCUUUAUUGACCACUUGGAAUUAGGUAAGUCCUCAGAAAGGAAAAUAAUCAAUGUAUUUUUAUAUUCCAGUUGAUUUGGUUUACGCUUUUGUUAUUGGACUUCCCUGCCACGUUUUACUCUUUCUCGGGUUGAAACAAGAAAAAAAGAUGUAUUUCAGGUUAGAUUCCGUACCAUUUUCGAAAAAAAGCAAAAAAUUGUGAAUUUCAGUCCAUUUUUGGUUUUUUACGUGACCAACUUCAUUUUGAACUGUGUUUUCACGGCGCUGACGUUGAUCGCUUUCGCCAUGGACAUUCAUCAGAAAAUAUUCGGAAACGUUCGGUUUGACCUGGGCUGGACUGUUUUCCAGGUAUUAGAAUUUUUGAAAAUUUUGAAAGGGAAAUUUUUUUUCAGAUUGUUUUCACGGCUGCCCAAGGACUGGCGAUUUAUGUGGUGAUGCGCGGCCGGAAAUACGUAGCCGCCAAGGAUCACUGGAAAAGGAAAAGCAACGAGGUGAAUCUUCACUGUAGUUGUUCAUGGAACCCAUUCUGCGCCAGCUUGUCUCUAUUUAUAAGAAACUGUUAAUUUGACUAAAUUUCGCUUCGGGACCUUUUUUGCAUUCUUCAAGAGCAGAAAUUUUAAGUAUGUGGCGAACGAGUUGCGUAAAUUGAACCGCCUCACUGAAAUCCUUUUUUGAAAAUGUUUUGACCAGCAUGAUUUUUUUCAAUAUUUUUUAAUUAGUCUCGGAAAAGGUCUCUAAUUGUGAAUUUUUCUUCAUUUUUAUAAAAAAAAGUUUUUCUCUAUGUAUCGAGAAUUUCUUUAAUAGCGCACCUGGAGGCUGGCUCAUUUGUCAUCAACAAAACAAUUUUUUUUGAAAUCAACUUGACUUCAACGGGCUUUCAAGUAUAUCACUUAUACAUUUUUCGGAACAAGUGGAAAGAGUCUGACCUUUUUUUUUUCCUUUUUCUCUCGUCCGCCAGGUACUAGGAACAUAGAUAAUAGGACUUACAUGAGAAAAAAAAGAGGGCGCAGGGAAAACGGAAAGUUUUCAUUUGGGACGAAUGGUGUAUUUUAUUGAUUAUUUUGAUCAAAAAAAUUAAUUUAAAAAAACAUUUUCAAUAAAUAAGUUCUUGUAAUGACUGAAGAAUCGACUUGGGUCGCAACUUCUUGUGGAAUGUAAUUUAAAUCAAAAAAUUCAAAAUUCACUUGAUUUCAAUGUUACCAGAAAAAAUUUUCCCGUUGUAUCUAUCAUCUCAUUUAGGCUUUAAUAAUCAGUUCAAACCUUUUUUCCGAAGCCCAAUAUUUCAUUCUUCUCUUUCAGCGCCACGGUUCGGUCGUUGCCGACGGCGUAACAUUUGACGGUCAGACCCACGAGAACGUCGUUUAA
Messenger RNA from Caenorhabditis auriculariae, 1855 nucleotides. NCBI's taxonomy places the organism in Eukaryota, Metazoa, Nematoda, Chromadorea, Rhabditida, Rhabditidae. The record is from the annotation of a GenBank genome assembly.